AAAUUUCAAAACAUUGAUUGUACAGCAAGUUUUCCCAAGUUGUUUGUCUCCGAGUCGCCGUAGACUCGCCCCAUCCCCAAUCGAAGGAAUCAAGAGAAAAUCCAUUGCCGAAUUACCCACAGCCAAUUCUCCCUAAGCAAACAGAGAAGAAUUUUCGUAGAUCAGCGAUGCAACAAGGAGAUUUCAGCUCCUAUUAUCAAUACCCUCACCUUUCAAACCCUAACCCUAACACGAAUCCGAGUCCAACCCCCACCGAAUUUCACCAACUACCCUACGCAUCGGCCCCGCCUGUUGCCUCCGGUUACGCCUCCUCCGAUUACUCCGCUUAUUCCCCAAAUUACCCUCCCUAUUCCCAAAAUCCUGAUCCCGUCCCUCCCACCGCUCCCUCUUACGCUCCUGCACCGGCACCGACGCUAACUUCGCAAUCGUCUUUCAAUCAGCAACCCAUCGCGCCAACGUCGGCAGCCGCUGCUCCUUCUUUCCAGUCUUAUGAUUCACAUGUUCCCUCUCAGCCACCGACUUCCCAGCCAACUUAUUACCAGCCUUAUGAUCAGCAUCAGACAACUUCUAGCUAUGGCCCUAUUCCGCCAAAACCUAAUCUCAACCCUAAUCCGCCUUACUAUUCAGCCCCAUAUAGCCAAAUAGGAUCAUCAGUAUCCACUGUCCCUCCUGCAUACGACAACCCCUAUGAUAAUUCGAUGAAAUUAGAUCACAGUGGGGGCAGUUAUUUCGACGAUAAAUUCGGAGCAGGCUAUAACCGGAGCAGAUCCGAUAUGGGAUCCGAUCUCUAUGGUAAGCGAUCAGAUAGCUAUUCACGGUUCGGUGAUGAUGGUGGAUACGGUGACGGGGUUUAUGCUUAUGAAGGAGGAAAGGUGGAGCCAUAUGGGGCACGUGGCACAGCUCCAAAAUCGUCGACUUGGGUUCAAUUCGAUGAUUAUGGGCGGUCUAUUAAUUUCCCUUCUGGUAAGGACUCGUCGGGUGGGUCAGGUUCAGCUUCAGCUUCUGCUUCUGCUUCUGUUAAGAUGGUGAAGGCGGUUCCAAAGGCAGAGACCCAGCAAGAUGUAAAGAGUGGGGUCCAGAAGUUUCGGGUUAAGUUGUUGUCUGAAGGUGGAGGACAUGGCCCUAUGGAUAUACUUUGCCAGAUUGGUUUAGAUGGUAUCCGAAUGCUUGACCCUGGUACCAGUCGAACGUUGAGAAUAUAUCCUCUAGAGAGCAUCACAAGAUGUGAAGUGAUGGACUCAUCUACAUUGGCAUUCUGGUCCAAGAGCUCUGUUGACAUUGAACCAAGACGGAUCAGGUUGCAAUCAAACAGUUACACGACAAACACCCUUCUGGAUAUUGUAACAGCUGCAACUGUACAGAUCAAGGAGAUGGGUGUGAGAAGUCGGCCCCCUGAAUCUCUAAAGACUAUUGAACAACCUGCAGAAAAGAAAAAAGGAUUUGCUGAUUGGAUGAACUUGAUAAAGCCUGGCAUUGAGGAGAAAGAUUAUUGGGUCCCUGAUGAAGCUGUUUCAAAGUGCACUGCAUGUGGAACUGAUUUUGGGGCUUUUGUGCGCAAGCACCACUGCAGGAACUGUGGGGACAUUUUCUGUGACAAGUGUACCCAUGGUAGAAUCGCUCUAAAUGCUGAUGAGAAUUCUCAACCAGUUAGGGUUUGUGACCGAUGCAUGGCUGAAGUGACUCAGAGGCUGAGUAAUGCUAAGGAAGCAGCAAGUAAACCUGCUGGAUUACAGAGUCAUGAGGAUCUUGCUAGGAAGCUUCAGGAGGAGAUGGAAAAAAAUCGCAGAGCAUCAUCAGGCUCCAAGUCCGAUGGAUCUGGUAGGCGGAUGAAGGAAGUUGAGUGUCCUACCUGCACCGUUCAUUUGCAGGUCCAAGUUCCCAGCUCGGGUUCUGAGACCAUUGAAUGUGGGGUUUGCCAGCAUCCUUUCCUUGUCAGUGCCCAUUGAUCUUUGGCCUUUAUCACCAACCAAGGCUCUUAAUUUUCUCAAUUAAUUUCUCGUUGAUUUCAUUCAUGCUUGAGGUUUUCAUUAUUAAUAAUAAUAUGGAUUAGUUUUGUGUAUUACCAUUUCUUUGUUCUAAAAGACUAAAACCUGGUUGACUUGUCAUCUUUUCAAUUUAUUUGAGUAUCUGAAGUUUGUGUGAA
Messenger RNA from Durio zibethinus, 2143 nucleotides. Its product is annotated as protein FREE1-like. The record is from RefSeq and is a predicted model, not a curated record. Gene Ontology annotation, cellular component: ESCRT I complex; late endosome membrane. NCBI's taxonomy places the organism in Eukaryota, Viridiplantae, Streptophyta, Magnoliopsida, Malvales, Malvaceae. Gene Ontology annotation, biological process: intralumenal vesicle formation; multivesicular body assembly. Gene Ontology annotation, molecular function: metal ion binding; ubiquitin binding.